Myxocyprinus asiaticus (Chinese sucker) is the source of this 1490-nucleotide messenger RNA. RefSeq names its product NOP53 ribosome biogenesis factor (gene nop53). Gene Ontology annotation, cellular component: nucleolus. Gene Ontology annotation, molecular function: 5S rRNA binding. Lineage: Eukaryota; Metazoa; Chordata; Actinopteri; Cypriniformes; Catostomidae. The record is from RefSeq and is a predicted model, not a curated record. Gene Ontology annotation, biological process: rRNA processing; ribosomal large subunit assembly.
UCACCAUGGCGGCCGCCAAGAAACAUAAACGCAUGGCAGCGGCCGAACCGGGGUUUUUGCCUCUAAAAUCAGAUCUGGAAGGCAGCAGUUCGGAUAUCAAACGUAGAAAACGCGUUAACAAAAAUAAAAAAAAGAACUGGAACAAAUACAGUGAUAUUCAGGAUGUGGAAGAGUUUCUGGAUGAUGUGCGGCUUCAGGAGAGAGUUACUGGGGGAUUAAUAUCUGAAAAACCAAAUAACAGCCUCUUCUUUGUGGACACUGGUGAAAAGGAGAAAGAAACAAAACCACAGACGACAGUGAAGAAGGGCAAGCAUUCAAAGCUGCCGGAUCUAAUUCUUCAGCCCGACUCACACAUAGCUGCACUGAAAGAUGUCUUGGCGUUCCAACAACCCAGUGCUAAAAAGCAGCGUCGCAUGGCAGAGAAAGCAGCCAAGUUGGUGGCCAUGGGUGUGUUGCCACGGAGAGAAAAGCUUCUUCAACUCCGCAGGGCUGCUGCUGCCAAUCGGGUGCCUGUUAAAGAACAUCCAGUGGCCAGUAAUAAUCCAGAAAGAGCCUUUUAUGAGCUGUGGAGUUCAAGUCCAACAGAGACAGCCGAUCCCUUCUACCUCGACCAAACUAAGAAAAAGCUUGUCAAGAGACCAUGUAAACUUAACGAGAAACCAUCAGUUCUUCCUGUUGUUGAGGUUAUUGCACCUGGAGGAUCAUACAAUCCAGACUUCUUCUCUCACCAGGAGCUUCUCCGCGAAGCCCAUGAGAUGGAGGUGAAGAAAAUGAAGACGGAGGAGAAGUUGUCGCAUCAGUUGGCCGUUAAUGAAGACACCGCCACCGAGGAGAGCACCUUUAAAGAGCAGGUUGAGGGUCUGAUUGAGGAAGAGGAGGAGGAACAGGAACAAUCAGACGUGGGUGCUGAAGACUUGGUCGCUGGGAAGUUUGCAACACAGGAAAAGAAAACGGAGAGACAGAGGAAAAAAGACAAAGCUGAAAGAAAAAAGGAGUUGCAAAGGAAGGCGCAGCGUCAGAUGAUUGACAGGCGGCAGCAGUUGUUCCAGCUGCGUUCUAUCCACGCCGGUCUCAAAAAGCAGGAGCAGACGAUGAAGAUGCGGCAGGCUCAGCGCAAGGUCCUACAGGAGGCAAAAAAAAGCAUGCCUCAACGACUGGGCAGACUCAAGUUCCAGGCUCCUGAUCUAGAUGUGCAGCUGAGUGAUGAGCUCGCCAGCUCUCUAUGCAGUCUGAAGCCAGAGGGCAGCAUCCUCAAAGACCGAUUUACGAGUUUACAGAAGAGAAACCUGAGAGAGAGCCAAUUAAGUUGUCUAUUUAAGAGGAAGUACAAGCUGAAGUACACAGAAAAGAGAGCCUUCAGAGAGAUAAAGUGACCUCACAGGGUUGCGUUCACCUUCCAAUCAUCCUACAAUGGAGCAGACUGCAAACCAUGAGUCAACAAAUAAUAUUGUGCUGUUCAUAAAACAAUACAAAUAAAGCUGUCAUAUCCA